AUGCACACCCUCAAGGCCACAGCAUCAUCCUCGCUCAAUCUGGGGCCGGGAAAUUAUAUCUACUCGAUCACUCCCGCAUCGCCUGGCUCAUUGGCGGCUAUUGCAUCGGAUGACUCGUUGCGUGUUUUUGACGCCGCUGGGCUUGGCCGUGUAGCUGUGGUCGCAGCGAAAACCCAUGGGAACGGGGGCGUGACGGCUCUGAGGAGGUAUGGGUCUGGUCGGGAUCAGCAGCUGCUAGUUACUGGUGGUAGGGAUGGGAAGGUGAAGGUGUGGGAUUUGAGAGCGGGGAAGGGCUCGGCUGCUGUUGAGAUGGAGACCGACGGACUGGUGAAUAUCUACGACACUACCAUCACGGACGAGGACGAUGCCCUGGUGCAGGUCAUCAACCACGGCUCUGUCCACCAUGCCGGAUUCCUGGGCGAGCGUACCAUCUACGCUCUCAGCCAUGACGAGGACUUCUCCGUCCACCCGGCCACAGAUCCCGACGAGCAGGCCGAGGAACCUAAGCCCAUCCAGUUUGGUGAUCUAAGGCAACCUCUCAACUGCGAGUACAUCGCCCAGCUCUGCACCGGCAGCCAGUCAGCGUAUAUCGCUGCUGGACAUAAACUUGAUAAACGCCUGGACCUCGUUCCUCUCAUUCCCGAUCCGUGGCGAUUCGACCAGGCGAAUCUCUGGCGUCUUCCCGGCGCACACGGCGAGGAGGUUGUCCGUUCAAUCUACGUCGACGAGCAGGUGUGUCUCUUGUACUCGUGUUUCAAGAUUAACCCCGACUCACCAUUCUUGCAGGGUCAUUCCGUAUUCACCGGGGGAGAGGACGGGUUCGUCCGUGCCUGGAAGCCAGUGGACGAGGAUGAAACUCAGGGCGAAUAUUCUUCGGCCAAGCCUUCCCGGCCAAAGGAGAAGAAACGGGAGAAGGAGCGCUUUAAGCCAUAUUGA
Aspergillus fumigatus Af293 is the source of this 936-nucleotide messenger RNA. The record is from RefSeq and is a predicted model, not a curated record. Lineage: Eukaryota; Fungi; Ascomycota; Eurotiomycetes; Eurotiales; Aspergillaceae.